CUUGACUGGGCUGGCAGCUGUGACCUUGCUCCUACUGCGCAUGCCUCAAACGCAGCUGAUUGGCUGCAAACCCGCAGUAGCGAGGUAGGCUGUGAGGCCGGUUGGCAGACUCCGUGUGUGUGAGCGCUGAGAGGAGACAGACAUGGCGGCCAGGGGCCUGCUGACAGUGAGACACAGCCUGGGCACGCUGCUGCUGCGGACACCGAGGGCCACGUUUCGGAUGUGUCCGCGGCUGGUGUGUACAGCGGCCCAGCAGCCUAAUGCUAACCCCACGCAAGAGACAGAGGAGAAAAGUAAGAGUCCGGUGGAGGAGAGCUCAGAGCAGCUGGCGGCAGAGAAGGCCAAACUGGAAGAUCAAAUCAAAGAAAUAACCGAUAAGUACAAGCGAGCGCUGGCGGACACAGAGAAUUUGAGAUUGAGGAGUCAAAAGUUAGUGGAAGACGCAAAGUUAUACGGUAUUCAGGGAUUCUGCAAGGACCUGCUGGAAGUGGCAGACAUCUUGGAGAAGGCCACCGAGAGUGUUCCCAAAGAAGAAGUCAAGGACGACAACCCUCAUCUGAAGAACCUGUUUGAAGGUCUGCUGAUGACUGAAGUCCAAAUGCAGAAAGUGUUCAAGAAGCAUGGAGUGCUGAAGCUUAACCCUGUGGGUGCCAAGUUCAAUCCGUAUGAACAUGAAGCUUUAUUCCACACGCCCAUGGCGGGGAAAGAGCCUGACACCGUGGCACUAGUAACCAAAGUGGGUUACAAGCUUCACGAACGUACUCUGAGGCCUGCCUUGGUGGGAGUUGUUAAAGGAACAUAACUCUCUUUGAAUAUGUGUUGUACAGUUAGUAAAUGCUGAGUCUUUUAUUUCAUUCCAGUUUUUUUCUUUUUUAAUUAAUAUCAAGCCAAUUAAAUCUAGGCAGGAGUUGGGUUACCGCAGAUAAUAUAACAUGUAUGUGGCACAAAACAGAAUUGGAGUAGAGUAUGCUACUGGUGUUUCAUUGAGACUUUAAUACCAAUUUUCUGCCACUAAAUAAAAGAGAACAUUAAUGAACUGGUCAUGUAUUGAACAUUUUACAUACUGAUUGCACUGUUGUCUGGUUUGCAGGCUGAGGAGUUCCUGUGGUUCUCUUAUUACAGCAGAUGUUACUGGGAUAUAUCCUAAAUAAAUAUUUUUCACAAUUCUGA
Molecule: messenger RNA, 1170 nt
Organism: Pseudophryne corroboree (corroboree frog)
Lineage: Eukaryota; Metazoa; Chordata; Amphibia; Anura; Myobatrachidae
Gene: GRPEL1
Product: GrpE like 1, mitochondrial
Exons: 4
Coding region: 143-802 (219 amino acids)
Biological process (GO): protein import into mitochondrial matrix; protein folding
Cellular component (GO): PAM complex, Tim23 associated import motor
Molecular function (GO): protein-folding chaperone binding; protein homodimerization activity; adenyl-nucleotide exchange factor activity
Source: RefSeq, a predicted model, not a curated record